ACGCAUCGCUUGCAGCCGUUCCCUCGCGGUGCUCAAGGCAUGUGAUUUUGCGUGGCGCUUCUCAGCUCACGCGCAUGCGUCCGGCAGCCGUGGCCCCUCCGUGAGCGCCGGUGAUGGGCGAGCAGCGAGACGCCGACCGGCGCGGCAGCAACCGGCGAGCAAGCAAACCGGACACCGACCCGGCGAUCGGCGAGCCCACCUUCAGCGAGUUGCUGCGGACUCUUUCCUCCCAGAAGGACUCGCUCCGGGAAACCCAGAGCCUCGAGGCCAAGGAGAGCUCGCUCCGCCUGCGCAGGGCGCUGGCCAAGGAGAGGCCGACGAGGGGGGCGCUGGCGCAGUCCUCUUCCGCCCCGGUUCUCAGCCUGGAGAAGAAUUCCGCCUGGUCGGCCGGGUGCAGCUACUCCUUCGGCAAGCCGCGGCACCGCAAGGUCAGGGCGUCACCUGCACACCUGCGCCGGUCGUUCCCUGGUCAGUCCCGGGCCCAGGACCAGCUGC
Prorocentrum cordatum is the source of this 495-nucleotide messenger RNA. The record is from the annotation of a GenBank genome assembly. Lineage: Eukaryota; Dinophyceae; Prorocentrales; Prorocentraceae.